Fusarium falciforme is the source of this 1374-nucleotide messenger RNA. RefSeq lists its product as hypothetical. Gene Ontology annotation, cellular component: mitochondrion. Lineage: Eukaryota; Fungi; Ascomycota; Sordariomycetes; Hypocreales; Nectriaceae. The coding region runs from base 1 to 1374 and encodes 457 amino acids. The record is from RefSeq and is a predicted model, not a curated record. Gene Ontology annotation, molecular function: FAD binding; proline dehydrogenase activity. The transcript is spliced from 2 exons.
AUGUCUCCUACAAGGUUCUCCAGUUGCAAGGCUCCACCGCUUUCGCGGUCCGCUCCCGAGCUGCAGAAGCGACUCGCAAUUGGAGUUGCAGCAAAGGCGCAGGGCGCCAUACAGCCCCGCAAAACUGCCCUCUCUCGAUUGUCGAACAAGACGCUGCUACGGUCGCUGGUUCUGACGUCUCUCAUGUCAAAGAACUGGCUCAUGCGGCCCUCCCUUGCUGUGAUCGAUGCCAUGACAAAGUCCAAGUCAGCCUUGUUGAACCCGGACCGUAACCCAGUCUUGAACCGGGUGCUCAGGUGGACCAUCUACAACCACUUCUGUGCUGGCUCAACCAAGGCGCAGGUUGCCCGGUCCAUGGCUGAACUGAGACGGCUGGGCUACCAGGGAGUCAUACUGGGGUUUGCCAAGGAGGUUGUCCUUGACCCUGCUGAGGGAGCGGUUCACUCGGGCGAUGCAAAGUAUGGCCCGGCUUGCUACCGGAUGAUUCAUGAGUGGAAAGAGGCAAACCUCGAGACAAUACGCAUGCUCUCUCCUAACGAUUUUCUCUCCGUCAAACUUACAGGCGCUGGACCCGUCUGUCUCGACGCCAUGCAGGCCCGACGACCCCUGCCCGCCGCCGUCUCAGACGCCCUUGACGACAUCUGCAUCGAGACGAAGAAGCGCGGAGCCCGCCUGUGGAUCGACGCUGAGCAACAAAUCCUCCAGAUCGGCCUCGAUGAGUGGGUCAUCGAGUUGAUGAAGAAGUACAAUCGCAACGGAGAGGCUCUUGUUUACAACACCAUCCAGGGGUACCUAAAGGGGUCUAGACAAAACGCUGAGCGGCAUGUCGUUCAAGCUGCGCGGGAGGGCUGGACACUAGGCGUCAAGCUCGUUCGUGGCGCGUACAUUGAGAAUGAGGUCCGGUCCUUGAUUCAUGAUACCAAGGAGGAUACUGAUCGGUCGUACAACGACAUUGCCCACAUGAUGAUUUCCCGAGAGCUUCCUCAGACCAAAGGUGCCGGCGACCUAGAGUUCCCGUCUGCGGCUCUCAUGCUGGCCACCCACAAUGCUGCCAGCGCAGAGAAGGCCAUGGCAACCCACCGACAAAGGAUCGCCGACGGGCUGCCUACGACCAAGUUGGAGUGUGGCCAAAUCAACGGCAUGGCUGAUGAGCUGAGUUGUGCUCUGGUGGAGAGCUGCGAGCAGUGCGUUUCCGAUCCUUCGACAAAGAGGGACUCGGCGCCGGGGGUGUUUAAAUACGUGGCUUGGGGAUCUGUCUCGGAAUGCAUGGGGUACCUUUAUCGUCGGGCAGUUGAGAAUCGGGGAGCUGUUGAGAGGACGCAGCACAUGGUGGAUGCACUGAAGAAGGAGCUCUGGCGACGUGUUUUUGGCUAG